GGGAGGGAAGGCCUGGCCGCCCUGCGCCACCCGUGGGGGCGCACAGCUCUGCGGACUCAGGCCUGGUCCUUUCUCCUGGAGGUGUGUGCCAGGACCCAGCAAUGGCCACCAGGACCCUGACGGCCAAGGACCAGGAAUCAGUGACCUUCAAGGACGUGGCUGUGGACUUCACCCUGGAGGAGUGGGGCUGGCUGGGGCCUGGCCAGAGGGAGCUGUAUCGGGACGUGAUGCUGGAAAACUACCAGAACCUUCUCUGGCUGGGGGCAGGGCUUCCUGGGUCCAAACCCGAUGUGAUCUCCCGUCUGGAGCGAGGGGAAGAGCCCAGGAUGGAGGAGAGAGAAGCCUGGCGAGCUACCUGUCCAGAUUUGGAGACAAGCUCUGCAGCUACCCAGGAGACAAUUCCAAAAAAGGGUAUUUCUGAAGGGGCAGCUUCCCCCGUGGGAAAGAUGGAGGGAAUUUUAAGGGCCGUGCUUGGAGGUGCCAAAUUGGGGGAAUCCUGGAUGUGUGGCCAUCAACUGGAGGACCAGGGAAAGCAGGAGAGACAUUUGAGGUGUUCGUUUGCUACUCCUAAGCGAAACACCUGUGGGGAGAGAAGACUUGGCUGUAACGAGCUUGAGAGAAGUUUCAGGCGGACCUCCACCUUCAUAAGGAGGCAGAGAGUGCCCAGGGGAGAGAGGCCUCAGAAGUGGAAUGGGCCACGAAAGAGCUUGAAACGCCAAAGGACCUUUGUAGAAAAGAAGCCGUUUAACUGCACAGAAUGUGGGAAAGCCUUCAUUUACCAUUCGGACUAUCUUCUCCACCAGAGAAUUCACACCGGAGAGAAACCCUACAAGUGUAACGAUUGCGGGAAGGCGUUCAGCAACAGCUCGUAUUUCAUCCAGCACCACAUCAUCCACACGGGAGAGAAGCCCUAUGCCUGCAAGGAGUGCGGCAAGGCCUUCACUCAGAGCUCGUCGCUCACCGAGCAUCAGAGGAUCCACACUGGAGAGAAGCCAUACAAAUGCAGGGAAUGUGGGAAGGCCUUCACUCAGAGCUCCUCCCUCAUUAAACACCAGCGAUGCCACACCGGGGAGAAACCCUAUAAAUGCAACCAGUGUGGGAAGUUCUACUCACAGGUGUCCCACCUCACCCGCCACCAGAAAGUCCACACGGGCGAGAAGCCCUACAGAUGUGGCGAGUGUGGCAAGGCUUUCUGUCACACUUCCUCGCUGACUCAGCACCAGACAAUCCACACGGGAGAGAAACCCUACAAAUGUAACGAGUGUGGGAAGACCUUCAGCCACAGCUCAUCCCUCACGCAGCAUCAGCGAGUUCACACUGGCGAAAAACCCUACGAGUGCUCCGAGUGUGGGAAAGCCUUCAGCCACAGCUCAUCCCUGACUCAGCAUCAGAGAAUUCAUACCGGUGAGAAGCCCUAUGAGUGUAAUGAGUGUGGGAAGGCUUAUACGCAGAUUUCCCACCUCAUGAGGCACCAGAGCAUUCACAUGGGGGAAAAGCCCUAUAUAUGUAAUGAGUGUGGAAAGGCUUUCAGUCAUACAUCAUCAUUUACUCAACACCAGACUAUUCACACUGGUGAGAAGCCCUACAAAUGUAACGAAUGUGGGAAAACCUUCAGCCAGAACUCUUCACUUACACGCCACCAGAGGAUUCACACUGGGGAGAAGCCCUAUGAGUGUAAGGUUUGUGGGAAGGCCUACACCCAGAUUUCCCACCUCAUCCAACACCAGAGGAUUCACACUGGAGAGAAACCUUACGAAUGCAGUGAGUGUGGGAAAGCCUUCAGCCGGAGCACCCACCUUAUCGAGCAUCAGAAAAUCCACACGGGUGAGAAACCUUACAAGUGUAAAGAGUGUGGGAAAACGUUCAGUCACAACUCAUCCCUCACUCAACAUCAGAGAAUUCACACUGGCGAGAAACCCUACGCCUGUAAGGAAUGCGGGAAAGCCUUCAACCAGAGCAUCCACCUCAUACAGCAUCAGAGAAUUCACACCGGAGAGAAGCCGUACAAAUGUAACAACUGUGGGAAAACCUAUACCCAGAUUUCACACCUUAUUCAACACCAGAAGGUUCACACGGGUGGCAAACGCUUUGUGUGUAAGGAGCGUGAAGAGGAUUUCAACUGGAGUUCACACCUGACUGAACAUGAGAGACUUCACACUGCACACAGUGCCUAUGUCUGCGAUGGUUUUGAGAAAGCCUUUUCUUGGAGCACACAAGCCUGAGAAUGUAAUAAAUUGGCGGUUCUGCUGUUGGGUUCAGUUCAGCUUUCAUCAGCACUAGUAAGUUCCUCCCAGAGAGGAACCCUAACCCCACAUAUUGAGAGAGUUGGUUUCUUUAUUUCCUAGAAGAAGGAUGGCACAGUUUUCCCCCAGCUGGGACAGCUUCUGAUCAUUUUAGGAGCUUCCCCCUAAGAUCCUAACCCCUAUUUCUCAACCCUACAAUGUCCCCAGAUAAUGGUAGUUAGGGGUGGUCUAAAUGAGAUGCAACUUCACCUGAUAUCUUUAAUAAGGUCUCUCUGAGCUUUUUAAAUUUAUUGGUCAUUUGUUAAACUGGAGCCUGAAAAUUCAAGAAAAGAAAAACACAGCUGGAAAGAUUAACCCUUUAGAGCAAAAGUCUCGCAUAUAUGUAGCUGAACGUAACUGCUAGAUGAUUUUAGUUUCCUUUAAAACUUGAAGCUACAAAUUUCACUGCAAAAUCUGCAGUUGGCUUAGACACUGAAUAUGUUUCCCAUAUUGACAGCAGUUUUUAUGUCCUGUUGUUUCUGUCUUUUCCAUUUCCAGGAUUUAUGCUUUACAAAGUAAUUGCCCUAUUAAGCAUCAUUUUCUGAUUUUAUUCAUGCCCAAAGGGAUGUUUUUCUUUCCUCAUAUUUUUUAACAUAGCAUUUAUAUUUUAUUAUAAAAAUAAUAUGCAUUUGUUUGUAACGGGAAAAAUUUUUAAGUAAAGUAACAUGUGCUUGUUGCAAAGGAUAAUUUGGAAAGUGUAGAGAAGUCUGAACUAAAGUACCAAUUCUCUAUAAUCCCACAGCCCAGAGAGACCCACCAGUCAGUUUGGGGUGUAUUUCUUUCUGGUUUUAUUUUACUCUGUAUUCCAUGUCCACAUUUUUAAAUGUUGAAAAAUUUGGAUCAAAAAACAAAAGCCAUAUACUCAUCUACAGCUUGGCCACCCUCAGAAGUCAUAUUGUUCCGAGUUUUUCCUAUUUCCUUCCAAAUAUCUUUUUAA
Diceros bicornis minor is the source of this 3219-nucleotide messenger RNA. Its product is annotated as zinc finger protein 260-like. Lineage: Eukaryota; Metazoa; Chordata; Mammalia; Perissodactyla; Rhinocerotidae. The record is from RefSeq and is a predicted model, not a curated record. Gene Ontology annotation, biological process: regulation of DNA-templated transcription. The transcript has 5 exons. Bases 102 to 2222 code for a protein of 706 amino acids.